AUGGGAAGUGUAGAAGGAGAAAAGAAGGCUCUUGGAUGGGCUGCAAGAGAUCCUUCUGGUGUCCUCUCUCCUUACUCCUACACUUUAAGGAGCACAGGGGCAGAUGAUGUGUAUAUAAAGGUUAUAUGCUGUGGAAUUUGCCAUACUGAUAUUCACCAGAUUAAAAAUGAUCUUGGAAUGUCCAAUUAUCCUAUGGUUCCUGGGCACGAGGUAGUAGGUGAGGUGGUGGAGGUGGGAUCCGAUGUGAGCAAGUUCACCGUAGGAGAUGUCGUCGGAGUUGGCGUGAUCGUUGGAUGCUGCGGCAGCUGCAAACCUUGUAGCUCAGAUCUUGAGCAGUACUGUAACAAGAAAAUCUGGAGUUACAACGAUGUCUACACCGACGGCAAACCUACCCAAGGUGGCUUCGCCGACACUAUGGUCGUCCAUCAGAAGUUUGUUGUGAAGAUCCCGGAGGGAAUGGAGGUCGAACAAGCUGCUCCUCUGCUGUGCGCGGGAGUAACGGUUUACAGUCCGUUGAGCCACUUCGGUCUAACGAAAAGCGGGCUCAAAGGAGGGAUUCUAGGGCUAGGAGGAGUAGGGCACAUGGGUGUGAAGAUAGCUAAAGCAAUGGGACAUCACGUGACUGUGAUAAGCUCAUCAGAGAAGAAAAGAGAAGAGGCAAUGGAGCAUUUAGGAGCUGACGACUACGUGGUGAGCUCUGAUCAAGCGGAGAUGCAAAGAAUCGCAGAUUCUCUCGACUAUAUCAUCGACACCGUACCGGUUUUUCACCCUCUCGAGCCUUACUUGGCUUGUCUUAAACUCGACGGGAACUUGAUUCUCAUGGGUGUUAUCAACACUCCUCUUCAGUUCAUGACCCCUCUCGUCAUUCUUGGGAGGAAAGUGAUAUCGGGGAGCUUUAUUGGGAGCAUUAAAGAGACGGAGGAAGUGUUGGCAUUCUGCAAAGAGAAAGGGCUUACGUCGACGAUUGAAGUGGUGAAGAUAGAUGAGCUUAACACUGCGUUUGAGAGGCUUCGCAAGAACGAUGUUCGUUACAGAUUUGUCGUUGAUGUUGCCGGAAGCAAGUUCGUUGAGGAGGCUGCAGCAACUACAAACUAA
Molecule: messenger RNA, 1095 nt
Organism: Microthlaspi erraticum
Lineage: Eukaryota; Viridiplantae; Streptophyta; Magnoliopsida; Brassicales; Brassicaceae
Source: the annotation of a GenBank genome assembly